GCCAUCAAAAAUUACUAUCGCAUCAUCAAUAGUAGGCAAGUCUGGUACAGUGAAAUAGAUGAUUAGUGCAAUCAUCAUAGCCCAAACGUCAAUUCUGAUGUGUGUGCCGAUUGGUAGUUGCUUGCUGGUUUGUUAAAAACAUGGUGGUGAUGACUUUGCUCAACUAUUCAAUAAUUACGCCCGUCUUUCUGCUGUGACCCUCAAAAAGGGCUUCUUCAAUUACUCAUUAAAGACUCAUAGUUCGGAAACAAGAACUUCUUCAGAAUGGAGGAUUAUAAAUACUUGUUCAAGGUUGUCCUGGUUGGAAAUGCAGGAGUUGGAAAGACUUGUUUAGUGAGAAGAUUUACACAGGGUUUAUUCCCACCGGGUCAGGGUGCUACGAUAGGAGUAGAUUUCAUGAUCAAAACUGUUGAAGUAGAUGGCGAUAGAGUUAAGCUUCAGAUCUGGGAUACUGCUGGUCAGGAACGUUUUCGUUCGAUCACACAGAGUUACUACAAGUCAGCGAAUGCAUUAAUAUUAGUGUAUGACAUCAGCUGCCAGCCUUCUUUUGAUUGUCUUCCUCAGUGGUUGAGUGAAAUUGACAUGUACGCUAGCACGAAAGUAUUGACAUAUCUAGUUGGUAACAAGACGGAUCGUGUAAACCAACGAGAAAUUCCUGUGCACAUUGCCGAAGAAUUCGCGAGACGUUAUGGGAUGCGUUUUCUGGAAACCUCGGCAAAAGAGGCGGAUAAUGUUGAACGUUUAUUUAUGGAGAUUGCUAAAGAACUUGCGCAACAAGCUCGAGAAAAUGACAUACGACCACGAUAUGAAACGGAACUGACCGCAGGAGCCACUGCGCCACCUAGUAGCUUCACUACUUGCUGCAAGAUAUAAAGUUGUGGCUUGUUUACAUAUCAUCAGUUUCGAGAUGAAGUUUCUACCUGGCUGCAUCACAUCUGCAAAUUCACCUUAUUCAAGAAAGAAAACAAACUGGAUUUUGAAUCACUGUUGAUGUUAUUGUAAUAAAAAAACCUGCUUCAGUAGUUGAAAUUCCAAUUUAGCUCAGUUCAGUAUUCAUACUUAUCCAAUUUCUAACUCUCCCAGUCUUGAUGUGACAUGUGUGGAUUUGUGACUGGCAGAUUGAUGUUGUGAUGUUUUGACACUUUUGGGCAUGAGGUAACAUUUGACAAACCAAAUUCAAUGAGGAGGCGUAGUAGCUACCAGGCUUCAUUCGUUCUGCAUUAUUUUAGCCCAAAUUGAGACUGAGGGCAUGAAAAAGGCUGUGUGCACUUUUGAUGACCCAAUUAGAAAAAAAUAGGGAGUCUGAAACAGAAAAAAAGGCAAAUGGUUUCAGGAUGUGAUGUGGUCAUGUUGAACAAAACCUUCUCUAUGAUUGUCAUUCUGUGAAUGAAUGUGUGUGGUUUUCUUUUUUUUAUAAAUUCAGUUGGUGUGAAGUAUGAUUGUGUUGCAAUAGUGUUCUCGGGCCGUGCAAUUUCAAUGGAUAUGUUGUGACUGAGAGUUAUGGAGUUUUUGCGAUCAGCUUUGUGUACUUCCAGGUUGAGGUUAUAAGGGUUAAUGUGGGUGCAUGUAAAAAUGGAAUAUGCUGAAUGUGUAUUCGAAAUUCUCAACUGAUACAUUUCAAACUAGUCGAAAUCAUACAUAGCCAAUUGAGUAUUCAUAUAAACCUUGCAUUUCAGUUCUUCACUUCUACAGAAGAUGUGCUGUCCCUGUUAAAUUUGGGCUUACUCGUGUCGGCUUUGUUGAAGCACUAUACUAGACCCACCAAUUUUCGUUAUUUGUGUCAUGAUGUUUGCUUUGAAACGGUUUCAAAAGUAGCCUUACUGUGAGAAAUAAUUUUAACUUUAACCUGAUUUUAAUGUAGCGGUAUUUCAAUCCCAUUUGUCCAGGCUUAACCAAUUCGUUGUUGGCUGUGACUAAUUCUAAAAUAGAUAAAAAUGAUGCCAAAUCUUUCGUGUGUCUUUUAUACACUUACCAGUUCACAAAAAACGUACACCAUGCACUGUGUGUUAUCGUUAAUAUUCAAGGAUUUCACUGUUUUUGUGCUUGUCUAAAACAUUGUCAAUAUUUUCUUAUUUGAUAGAUCAUUCCUAUCGUAAUACUCAGUAAAUUACUACAAUUUUAAAGAGCUAGGGUGUUGGCACUGUUGUUUUGCAUGCCUUGUCAAAAAUCUAAUAACUGUCGAAAAAAUAACGAUAAUCCUUAGCAGAUUAUUCAAUUCACCAAAUUACCAUGCCUCACAGCCCAAGUCUUCCUGUUGCACUUGUUGAUAAGUUGGUCGGGUACCACUAUUUUUUGUUGAGAAGUGUGUUAAAUUAUCUGGUUAUUGUCCCACCCUCCUUAUUUUUGUGAUACACGAAAAAAUCAUUUCAAAAAUCAUUUUAAGCAUGGCGUGUUGGUCUUUCAUUCAGGUGAUUCCUAUUUGUCGUGGUCACAUUGGUCACCAAUCUUAGCAAUACGUGUGCCAAUUAUGAUGCUGUAUCAGUGAUUGUCAUAGCUAGAUGUUCAUACAUGUAUGUAGAUGUUAAUAUUAUUCAGUGUGACAUGGGAAAUGCAAAAAUUUGACCUUGAAUUUUAAAAGUGCUUUACAGAUGCAACACAUGUGGCUGAUGUGUGCAAUUAUAUCAAAUGCCGUGUGGUUUAGUUUAAAAUUAAUUCUAAGUAGUAGUUUGAAAUACUAAAAAUAUCAAUUUAUGAGCAAAGCUUUCUUCAAAAGUCUCAGUGUGGACAUCAUCAGCUCUAUAAAUGAUAUUGAGUGACCCUUUGAGAGGGAUUGACCUCCCAAUCACAAGAGGAAUGACCGAUUGUAAGUUCAAUGGAAAUUUUUUGCAUUGUUCUUGUCCAAAUGUUUAUGAAAACUAGUGUUGAUAAAAGUGUAGCUUCGUUAUAAAGUAGGCUUGGUUAUCUUUCAACUUGGUGUAGAAUAUUGAGUGGUGAUGCGUCGUGAUUCUUUCUAAGUGGAUAAUGUGAAUCACUACUUGCUGCACUAUUAUUGCAGGUAGACAUAGUUCUAGUUUAGCUUUCUUCAGAGGAAUUUUGUUUGGUUGCUCGGCUGACCGCUGGGUACGAGUGGACUCAUUUUAUAGUGCUGUGUUCAUAACAAUUUGGAACUUGGAAUAUGCUCAUCUGAUAUGAUGGUCUAUACUCGUAAGUUCUUUAGAUUUGCAAACAAUGAGUCUACUGCAUUAUGGAUGUGAACUUCUGUGUAAUUAGAACUUGCAGGCAUUGGUAGGCAGUGUCUCAAAGAAAAUAUAUGCCUCUCUCUCAGUAUGCAUCCGAAUAAAAUCAAAUACUUCACAGUAAAAUCAAAAAAAGUUUUAGUCACUGGCAUGCAGCUCAUCGUCCAGUUAAUUGCCAUUGCUCAAUGUAAAAGGGGACCAAGUACAACGUUUUUGGAGACACCUUUUACUGGAAUAUUUCCACCAUGGAAUUCCUCCAGUUAUGUGUUUUAGUCUGCUCCAGCUUCCAUCUAAACCAGAAACUCACUAUUAGUUUCUGAUCGGACGUAAUUCUCUGAAGUUAGCUGAGUUAGAUUUCUGCUUGCUGCAUCUUGACGUCUUAUUCUGAUUUCAGUAAAUCCGCAUGCAGUGUUUUACUUGAAAUGUUUGUAUAAUGCUUUUUAUGACUGUACAUAAAAUUGCAUCAUUAUCUAGAAAAGUGCAAUGUAUCAAUUUGGCAUUGUUUAUGAAGUUGUAUAAAUGUUCAGAGAGUGGGAAAUGCUGUGUAGUAUUAUCAUCAUAGGUCAGUCGACUAAUACCAUAAUGUGUUAAUUUUAUCGCUGUGUUGGAACAAUAUCUGUGGUUGAUAAUUAUAAAUGUGAACAGUUUUAUAAGAAAAUACCCACUGUUUCUUUGUAAAAAGCUACAUUGUCACUGGCCUUCAUCAGAGUUUUAUUGAAAACAAGACAAUCUGAAACAUAUUUGGCUUCAGUUGUUUUGAAAAUGAGUUGUGAACACACCGUGCAUUCAUGAUAACAAAAAUUAUACUUCUUAUACAUGCAGCUAAUAAUAAAAUACAAAAACUUGAAAAAGCUUCCACGGCCCAAAGUAGCUUUAUGCAUCGAAUGAACGCGUCUAUGUGUAAUUAUUUGUCAAUAUACACUAUGCAUUGUAUCUUCUUUUAUUUUGACUGCCAGUUUUAUCAUUAUUUGGAUUUCAGCGUUUCAAAGUCAUGAGAUGACAAUAUGAUAUCACCCACCAACUGAUAUAUUGCAGCCACGAUUGUUGUCUACCGUGCUCUGGAUUCCGAAUUCAUCCGGUAAAUAAAUAUGGUGCUUUUCCUGACUGGGGAUACUACCCAGAAGACCCUCAUCUGGAAAGAGACAGAUUGGCAAUGGCAAUUAGAAAAGUUUUUGUUAGGAUGCAUUUACAGCAGUUUUGAUUUGUUUGUUAUUCUAUCCUCUGGUUUGUUUGUUUUCAUUGUCUUGCUAGACACACAUGGUCAGGAUCAAUGUGGUCAUAUAUAUAUAUAAAUAUAUAUUCUAGAUCUUUUCAUUGUACAAGAUUCUAGGCGGAAGAUCUCUAUUUCAUUGUUAUUAUACAUUAUUUUUGUGAUGUCUUAUGAUUUCUGUAUCUUUCAUAAAGGGUUAAAAGAGAAGAGAAUGGAGUUGUGGGAUGUGGGAAACCACCGGGUUUCCUGCUGUUAUGGAAUCAAAGCUUUACUAUUGCAUAAUUGCCUGAGAUGUUCAAUUGUUUUAUGAACAGAACUUCUGAAGCUUUACCCUUGUAUUUGUACUGGGCUAUUUGGCUGUUAUUGCUAUACGAUACUCACUACUGCAUGAUGUUUGGUCAGUGGCCUUAAUUAAGUACAAGCUGAUGUCAUUUAUAUUUCCGUUCUGGGGUUUACAAGUUGUCAUCUAAAGCCGUUGUCUUCUGAUUGGUCUCUACUUGGACAAGUCUGGACCAAAUUCCAAAAGGUGUAAACAGCCUUCAUCGAAUACUGAAUAGGCUGAUUCAGGGCCUCAAUGUAUGUUUCAGCAUACGGUAUAUCAGCCCUGAAUCAGUCUUUCCAUAAAAUGCACUUUCGGCUUAAACGCUCUUUGCGAAUUCUGUCCUUCGGGUUAUUUAAAAGAUUUGUAUUGUUGAAUUUUGUGUCCUUUUAUGCCUGAUGUGUUGCCCGUGUCGUGGUAGCAUGUUGAUGCAAGUCUUCUGUAUGCCGAAUUGUAUUAUUGUUGCUUAUAUAUGUAUAAGGAAAUACGUGAUAAAGCUG
Messenger RNA from Lineus longissimus, 5205 nucleotides. Its product is annotated as ras-related protein Rab-30-like. Gene Ontology annotation, cellular component: trans-Golgi network; Golgi cisterna. Gene Ontology annotation, molecular function: GTP binding; GTPase activity. Bases 265 to 873 code for a protein of 202 amino acids. Gene Ontology annotation, biological process: vesicle-mediated transport. The record is from RefSeq and is a predicted model, not a curated record. Lineage: Eukaryota; Metazoa; Nemertea; Pilidiophora; Heteronemertea; Lineidae. The transcript has 5 exons.